Aspergillus melleus is the source of this 1437-nucleotide messenger RNA. RefSeq lists its product as uncharacterized. The record is from RefSeq and is a predicted model, not a curated record. The transcript has a single exon. Gene Ontology annotation, molecular function: flavin adenine dinucleotide binding; NADP binding; N,N-dimethylaniline monooxygenase activity. Bases 1 to 1437 code for a protein of 478 amino acids. NCBI's taxonomy places the organism in Eukaryota, Fungi, Ascomycota, Eurotiomycetes, Eurotiales, Aspergillaceae.
AUGAGCCCUCGGUACCGUCGCGUCGCUGUCAUUGGGACCGGUCCCUCCGGCCUUUCCGCCGUGAAGGCCCUUAGCGACGAGAACGUGUUCGACACAAUCCGCGUUUUUGAACGGCGAGAUCAGGUCGGUGGACUAUGGCACUACGAUCCUACACCUGAUCCAUUCCCAAACCCAAGCGCAUCUCUGCCCAUUCGCAAUACAAUUCCCUCCAAACUACCUCAAUUCACCGCCCCUGUGCCUGAAGACACUACCGCCCGUACGGCUAUCUACGACACGCUAGACAGCAAUGUCGGCGCAGCGGCAAUGGCAUUUACGCAUACAUCAUUCCCACCCGUCAAUUCAGCCCUCUCUAUCAAGCAAUUUGGUCAUAACAAUCCCUCGAGGCCCUUCCGCGUAGUCGCAGGGUACCUAGAGGAUCUCUUCCGCGAGUAUCUCCCACUCGUAUCCUUCAACACGACCGUCGAGCGGGUCGAGAAGCAAGGCACUCAAUGGACCCUCACUUUGCGCAAGUCAGACCAGCUGUAUCGCGGCGUGCCGCGUAAUUACUGGUGGCAGGAGCAUUUCGACGCAGUGGUUGUCGCAUCGGGUCAUUACAACGUUCCCUUGAUUCCGGAUAUCCCAGGCCUCGAUGUCGCGUUCAAAGCUCACCCUAGCAACUUCGAACACUCGAAGGCGUUCCGUUCGCAGAACGACUACGUCGAGAAAAAGGUCGUUGUGGUGGGCGGGAAUAUCUCGUCCGCUGAUAUUGUGGCGGAUCUGCAUCGUGUCGUGAAGGGACCGCUUUAUCUCUCCCAGCGAGGCUAUAACGAGGCGCUGGAGUCAGUCUGGAACAUUCCCGGGGUCGAGAAAAAGCCCACUAUAUCGGGUAUCGAGACCACAGCAUCCGGAAUCACGGUGAAAUUCUCCGAUGGUUCUACUGUCCCUGACGUCGACAAGAUCAUUUUCGCGACCGGCUACAAACUCUCAUACCCGUUCCUGACGCCCGAUCCUGUUACGCCUAACAACCGCGUCGCGGGCUUCUAUAAGCACGUCUUCAAGAUUGGAGACCCCUCGCUGGCCCUAGUCGGCCAGGUUCGCGCGGCCAUCAGUUUCCGAGUAUACGAGUACCAAGCCGUCGCCGUGGCGCGGUACUUUGCCGGCACAAAUGCCAAGGAGCUGCCGAGCGAGAAGGAACAGGACCUGUGGGAACUGGAGCAUCUGAAGUAUAAGGGUCCGACGGCAUUAUUUCAUGAGAUCAAGCCGGACUUCAAGGACUACUUUGACUUCCUGCGUGAUUUGGCUGGUCCGCCGGCAGAGGGAAGCAAGGGGUACGAUCUGCUUCCGUGGGAUGAUUCGUGGGCUGAGAAGGGAUUCGCGAUCUUGCAGCAUAAGGAUGCUUAUUGGAAGUCGUUAGCGAGGGAGGCCGAGGUAUCGGCGAAGGUUAGGGCAAGGUUGUAG